GCCGCAGUCCCACAGUCAUUCCAGCGACGACGACCGGAGGUUCAACAUCGUGGGAGAAGUUUGUUCACAUUCUCGUAAUAUUUGACCACAGGAUAACAUAUUUGAUAGCUUUUGAGCUGUUUUCUUUCAUUGGCACUCUGUGAAAGACAAAUUUUGAGGUGUUUCUCUACAUAAUAGUCGUUUCGUUCGACGCUUUUAUAAGAAGAUCUUUGUCUACAGUUGGAACUGCCUUCGGCAGAAAAGCUGAGCAAUGGCUUCCCAGGUUGGCUCACACUCCGAUAUGGCACAGGCUCGUCAGAGCGACGGCCUCAACGUGAUCUUCGACCAGAAAAGCCCCGGCUCUUCUCAUUCCCGCUCUCGCUCACGGUCAGUGAGCAGCUCCGCCAGCAGCCGCUCCACCGGCUCCGGCUACAGAGGGCGUAAAACCCGCCAGGGGCGCCACAGGUCUUCGUCCUCGUCAUCUUCAUCGUCUUCUAGGAGCAGGUCCUCCUCUCGCUCCAGGUCCCGUUCCAGGUCCCGCUCCUACCCUCGUUGCCACCGACAUUCCUCCCGCUGUCGGUGCGAUGACCACCGCAGUUAUGGCGGCAGCCGAUACCGCCGCUCCCCACCGCGGCGCUACAGGGCACACUCUCGCUCCUUCAGCCGCUCCCCACCCCGCCGCUAUCGGGGACGUUCUCGCUCCUACAGCCGCUCCCCACCACGCCGCUACAGGGUGUAUUCCCGCUCCCCCUCAUCAGACCGAUAUUACCGCCAUCGCAGAAACUACAGGUCCAGGUCCCGUUCUUGGUCCCCAGCACGCUGGAGCAGGUACAGGAGACCUGUGAGUCAGCUGAGGUGCAGAUUCUCCCGCUCUCCUUCCAGGCCCUACAGGGGGCGAUCGCGCUCCAGGUCAUCCGGACGUUCUGUUAGUUUAAGCCUGCGUGACAAAAGAGAACUCCUUGAAGUUGCCCAGGCCAAUGCCAUGCGGAUGCUUGGAGUGGAGAAGCUGGACCUUCCUGAAAGCGUGAAGCCCAUCCUGUCAGAGAAGCCAGAGGGCCGAAGUUCUUCACCAGAGCCAAGGCACGGCUCCCAAAAGACUGUCUCAGAGGACUCUGCGGAGCCUGGUGUGUCCAGCCCGAGGAUUGAAAGCAGGAAAAUUGCUUUCAGUGUUAAUAAUUCUGUUGCCAAACCAACAGUGGUGGCUCCAUCACCUGCCAAGGUAACUCCCAGGGUUGACAGCGUUGAAAGCCGGAAGCCCUACGGCCACUGGAUUCCCAUCAGUUCAGGGCAAAGCUCCAGUCCGAGCAAACACGCUUAGGCCAUUUGUAUGGCAGGGCACAUGGACGCUGUAAAUAAUGUACAUAUUUUGUAAAUAUAAUUCCGUGGUUUUCUUUCAGAUGUUAAAGAGUUAAAUGGGAUGCAAUGAAGAAUUCAUUCAGGUGGGAUUAUUCCUUUUUUGUUGUAUUGUUAAUUUAAGCAUUCAAUAAAGAAUUGAAUAAAAAAA
Molecule: messenger RNA, 1483 nt
Organism: Fundulus heteroclitus (mummichog)
Lineage: Eukaryota; Metazoa; Chordata; Actinopteri; Cyprinodontiformes; Fundulidae
Gene: rsrp1
Product: arginine/serine-rich protein 1
Exons: 5
Coding region: 251-1297 (348 amino acids)
Source: RefSeq, a predicted model, not a curated record